CCAGUAAUUAAAUACAGUAGUUAAAUCGAUCGACAUACAACACAUUAGUUACGCUCAGUUUUAGUGUUGACAAACAAUAUAAUUUAAUUUGUAAAUCGACCACAAAGAUAUUAAAAUAAUAUCACUUGUGCUACGCGUGUGUUCAAGGAAAGUUUUGAAAAUGUUGAAGUCGCAAUUAGUGAAUUCGUUUAACAAUUUUAUAGACAAAGAUCUCCAGUCGAUGCUCUUGCCACUAAGUCUAAUGCAAAACUUUACGUUUUGUCCCAAGUUUCGUAUCAAAAAUAAUCGAAUUACUCCAAUUAGUUAUUUCCAUAAAUUCGUGGCAUUUGUCGGCACCGUCAUGUUCAUUUACUUCUAUGUUCUACGCGUCUAUAUACAAUCUUUCGAAAAAAAAUUCAAAAAUGAUUUCUUUGAGUUGUACACCUGCUGUUAUUGCAGUUUUGGCAUCGCAAUAAACUUUAUCGACAGCAUCAUCCAAACUAAAUUAUAUGUUAACUUCGUCUUGUUAAUACAAAAAGUUCACAGAUUAUUAAAUAAUGAGAACCAUUUUAGGUUCUACGUUAUUUCAAAUUGGCUUCGUAUAAUUGCUGUCUACGGUUUCUUUAUCUUUAUUUUAAUUGAAGUCAGUGUUUGGAUCCAAAUGCCUUACUACUACAUUGCAAGUUGUUACCCUAUGGUGGCUUUCGAUUUAAAUCUAGUAUAUGCCAUCAGUUUAAUCACACUGUUAAAGGAUAAAAUCAUUUUAUGGGAUAUUCAUGUUUCGAAUUUACAAGCGAUGCAGGAAGAGAAUGAACCGAAAAAAAUGUACCAGACCUAUGUCAAUAUUUUGAAAUGUUAUGAAAUCUAUGCAACAUGCUUUGAAAGAAAUGUAAGUGGUUUCUUUUUGGUUAUUUCUUUGAUCUCCUUGUUUCUGGUUUUACUACCAAAAUUGUUUUAGAGACUAGUUAAAUUAUCAUUUUAUUUUUAAUUUCAGAUACUAUAUUACAUUUCAGAGAUAUUUGUUCAUAGUCUGGUUUAUUGUCAAGUGGCGCUUAAUAAUCUUAAAGCUGGGAUGUUAAUUAAUUAUAUGGUAAAUGUUC
Messenger RNA from Helicoverpa armigera (cotton bollworm), 1079 nucleotides. RefSeq lists its product as uncharacterized. The transcript has a single exon. The coding region runs from base 161 to 937 and encodes 258 amino acids. Lineage: Eukaryota; Metazoa; Arthropoda; Insecta; Lepidoptera; Noctuidae. The record is from RefSeq and is a predicted model, not a curated record.